Molecule: messenger RNA, 1554 nt
Organism: Juglans microcarpa x Juglans regia
Lineage: Eukaryota; Viridiplantae; Streptophyta; Magnoliopsida; Fagales; Juglandaceae
Product: glycerate dehydrogenase
Exons: 13
Coding region: 191-1351 (386 amino acids)
Cellular component (GO): cytosol
Molecular function (GO): hydroxypyruvate reductase (NADH) activity; glyoxylate reductase (NADPH) activity; NAD binding
Source: RefSeq, a predicted model, not a curated record
AAAGAUCAUCAAGUCAAAAAGCGAAAAGUCAAAAUUCAUACAAAAUGAACUGUUCUUAUUGGUGAAGAAUAACAGUGUACUGCACUUAUACCAUACCAGCACUAGUUUUUAAGAAAGCGUUGAGUUACCUGGAGUUGGAGAAGCUCUGUGUUUCACUCGGCAUACUCUGCAACUUCGAAUAUUAGCUUUCAUGGCCAAACCGGUUUCCAUUGAGGUGUGGAACCCAAAUGGGAAAUACAGAGUUGUUAGCACAAAACCCAUGCCUGGAACGCGCUGGAUAAAUCUGUUAAUUGAGCAAGAUUGUCGAGUCGAAAUAUGCACAGAAAAGAAAACUAUACUCUCCGUGGAAGAUAUCAUUGCUCUGAUCGGCAACAAGUGCGACGGAGUGAUUGGACAGUUGACAGAAGACUGGGGAGAGGCUCUGUUUUCAGCAUUGAGAAGAGCAGGAGGGACAGCUUUCAGUAACAUGGCGGUUGGUUACAACAACGUUGAUGUCAAUGCUGCUAACAAGUAUGGUGUUGCUGUUGGAAACACUCCUGGAGUGCUUACAGAGACCACUGCAGAGCUGGCAGCUUCACUUUCUUUAUCAGCUGCUAGAAGAAUAGUUGAAGCAGAUGAGUUCAUGAGGGCAGGCCUAUAUGAUGGGUGGCUUCCUAAUCUGUUUGUGGGAAACCUGCUUAAAGGACAGACUGUUGGGGUGAUUGGAGCUGGUCGCAUUGGAUCUGCUUAUGCCAGAAUGAUGGUUGAAGGAUUCAAGAUGAACCUAAUUUACUAUGAUCUUUACCAGGCCACACGCCUAGAAAAGUUUGUGACAGCUUAUGCUGAGUUCCUAAAGGCCAGCGGUGAAAAGCCUGUAACUUGGAAAAGAGCAGCCUCCAUGGAAGAGGUGCUCCACGAGGCAGACGUGAUUAGUCUUCACCCAGUCUUGGACAAAACCACUUAUCAUCUUGUUAACAAAGAAAGACUAGCAAUCAUGAAGAAGGAAGCAAUCCUUGUAAACUGCAGUAGGGGACCGGUUGUUGAUGAAGUAGCUCUUGUGGAACAUUUGAGAGAGAAUCCUAUGUUUAGGGUUGGUCUUGAUGUCUUUGAGGAUGAGCCCUUCAUGAAACCUGGGCUUGCUGACAUGAAGAAUGCAAUUGUGGUACCUCACAUUGCUUCGGCUUCCAAGUGGACACGUGAAGGAAUGGCAACACUGGCUGCUCUGAAUGUACUGGGAAAGAUUAAAGGAUAUCCAAUUUGGUCCGAUUCAAAUAGGGUAGAACCAUUCCUCAAUCCGAAUGUGCCACCUCCAGCUGCAUCUCCAAGCAUUGUCAAUUCCAAGGCCUUGGGUUUACCUGUUUCAAAGCUGUAAGUAUGGAUCAUUGCUGAUCGCAUAAGGGUCUUCUGGUGCAAAUUGUCUAAUUUCUUUUAAAGGUUGGAGCAUGGCUGCCUCUUGAGAGAUCAUUUCAGAUCAUGUCAGUAUGAAGAGAGGUGGAUAAUGUAUAUCUAUUUCACUAUCUUAUAUAACAGACUUUUAAAGACUGUCUAUGACUGCCUAUGCAAUGGCUUAAACUU